Molecule: messenger RNA, 1917 nt
Organism: Andrographis paniculata
Lineage: Eukaryota; Viridiplantae; Streptophyta; Magnoliopsida; Lamiales; Acanthaceae
Product: homeobox protein knotted-1-like LET6
Exons: 4
Coding region: 466-1602 (378 amino acids)
Biological process (GO): regulation of DNA-templated transcription
Cellular component (GO): nucleus
Molecular function (GO): DNA binding; DNA-binding transcription factor activity, RNA polymerase II-specific
Source: RefSeq, a predicted model, not a curated record
UGGUCUCUCUGUUCAGAGGGAGAAAAUUUAAUGCGUGUUAAUGACCAGGGAGAGAGAUAAAAAACAAAGACACACAGAAGCACACUAAAAACCCCAUUUCCAAAGGCAAAAGAUUAAAAAGAAAAGAACCUGUAAAAAGCCUGAAUCAGUAAGCAUGAAACUCGGGAGGCCCCUGCCCCUGCCCCUGCGUAGGUUAUUCCGGUCUCUAAAAGAAUAAGUAAAUAAAAAAAAUAAAAUGUAAGAAAAUCAGAAAAAGAUUGCAGCUAAUUAUGCGUGUGUGCGUGUACAACAGGAAAGAGAAACAGAUGAGAGAGAGAGAGAGGGAUGAUGAGUGCAUGAUCUUCUUCAAGGGUUUAUAAAGUGAUCUCAGGAGAGCUAUACAUACAUACAUAUAUACAUACAUACACACAUCCAUCGUCCACAAGCUGCAGAAAAGUAGAGAGAAGGAAAAACACACACACACAAAUGGAUGGUGGUGGUGGCUCGGGUAGCAAUUCUUGUCUGAUGGCUUUUGGGGAGAAUCAUAAUAAUAACAGUAAUAAUAAUAAUAAUGGGUUUUGCCCUGUGAUGAUGAUGCCGCCUCACAUGGCUUCUUCUUCUCAGCCCAAUUCCGACGCCGGAAACGCCUUAUUCCCUCCUCCUCCGCCUAAUCAUCACCACGAACUUAACCCCGGCGGCGGUGGUUCUAUGAUGCUCGAAGAGCAUCAGAACCAAAGCAACAACCACACCAGCACUGGGUAUUAUUUUAUGCACCAGAACAAUGAUGCAGCCACCGCCGCCGCCGCCGCCGGCGGCAGCUCCGCCAAGGCGAAGAUCAUGGCUCAUCCUCACUACAACCGCCUCCUGGCUGCUUAUGUUAAUUGCCAAAAGAUAGGAGCGCCGCCUGAAGUGGUGGCAAAGCUGGAGGAAGUGUGCGCUUCCGCCGCCGCGAUGAGCCGCCGGCACGGCACGAUCUGCGUGGGGGAGGAUCCUGCGCUGGACCAAUUCAUGGAAGCUUACUGUGAAAUGCUGAUAAAGUACGAGCAGGAGCUCUCGAAACCCUUCAAAGAAGCCAUGCUUUUCCUUUCGAGAAUCGAAUGCCAAUUCAAGGCCUUGACUCUUUCCGCGCCGUCUGGGUCCUCUGGUGACCAAAUCAAAAACACAUGUGUCGAAGCGAUGGAGAGAAAUGGAUCGUCCGAGGAAGAAGUGGAUGUGAGCACUAACUUCAUCGAUCCUCAAGCUGAAGACCGCGAACUUAAGGGGCAGCUGUUGCGAAAAUACAGCGGAUAUCUUGGAAGCCUCAAGCAGGAAUUCAUGAAGAAACGGAAGAAAGGGAAGCUGCCGAAGGAGGCCAGGCAACAGCUGCUCGACUGGUGGACUCGCCAUUACAAAUGGCCUUACCCUUCUGAAUCGCAGAAAGUGGCGCUGGCGGAGUCGACUGGGCUGGAUCAGAAGCAGAUAAACAACUGGUUCAUUAACCAGAGGAAGCGGCACUGGAAGCCGUCGGAGGAUAUGCAGUUUGUGGUGAUGGAUGCAGCCCACCCCCACCCCCACCCUCACUACUAUAUGGAGAAUGUUUUGGGGAAUCCAUUCCCCAUGGAUAUCUCUCCUCACCUUCUUUGAACAAGAAGCAACUAUUAUUAUUAUUAUUAUGAUUAUUAUUAUUAUUAUUAUUAUUAGAGGAGCAGCCAUGGAAAAGGAGCUUGAGCUUGAGCUUUGAGGUCUUGUUAAUGAAUCUAAACUGAUAAUGGGUGGAAGUGGAUUUGUUCUUGAUGUUGAUGUCUUUGUGUGUAGAAGAUGCUUCUAAGUAAGAAUAUGGUAUGUUGCAGCCAUUGUUAUCUUCAACAAUUACUGCUAUUACUGUGGCUGUUGCAGUACUACUGCAGUGAAGUAAAAUAUGAUCUAACAUAUCUAUCUAUUCACACCUAUUGGCUGUUG